CCAGCUAACUUCUCGAGAUUAUUAAAAAAUAAUUGUGGAUCGUCUUCUGCUGGAGUGUGGAGAUGCUUUUCCGCUCUAUCGUUGACAGAGGAGUCGGCAGACGACGGCAGAAUGCCCUCCCUGCAGAUUCUUGGCCCAGGUACCCCCUGAGCUCCCUGCUGCAAGGCUACCAGUGCGUUCGACACGACGAACACGUCUCCUAUGGCAACCUGGGUGACUCCGUACCACCGUUUGGAUUAGCUUUCUCCUCUGCUGGGGACCUGCAGAAUGUCCUCGCAGCAGCUAAUGAAGAAGGCAUCGUUAGGAUCUACAACACAGCGAGCCGAGAAAACCCGCUUCUUAAAGAAUGGCUGGCUCACGAGAAUGCUGUCUUUGACAUUGCCUGGGUCCCCGGAGAGUCUCAGUUGGUAACUGCUGCAGGUGAUCAGAUGGCCAGGUUAUGGGAUGUGAAGUCAGGAGACAUGUUGGGAAGUUUCAAGGGCCACCUCUGCAGUCUGAAAUCUGUUGCAUUCACACAUCAGGAGAAAGCUGUGUUCUGUACUGGAGCCAGAGAUGGAAAUAUUAUGGUCUGGGACACCAGGUGCAGCAAAAAAGAUGGUUUCUACAGACAAGUGAAACAGAUCAGCGGCGCUCACAACAAAGCAGAGACAAACCCCGCCUCUAAAACGAAGAAGAGACGGAGCAGCAUGCGCGGCAUGGCUCCCAGUGUGGAUACCCAGCAGAGUGUCACAGUGGUUUUGUUUCGGGAUCAGCAUACCCUCAUCUCGUCUGGGGCUGUUGAUGGAGUAAUCAAGAUGUGGGAUCUGAGAAAGAACUACACUGCACACCUUCAGGAUCCUGUUCCACUGCAGAUGUACCCGUACCCGGGUUCUUCCAUGCGCAUGCGACUGGGUUAUUCCGGACUUGCUCUGGACUCCACAAGAUCCAAUGUUACGUGUAACUGCACUGAUGAUAAUAUUUACAUGUUCAACGUCAGUGGAAUAAAGACGACUCCAGUGGCGGUUUUCAGUGGCCACCAGAACUCCUCAUUUUAUGUAAAGUCCAGUAUUAGUCCAGAUGACCAGUUCUUGGCCAGUGGCUCAAGUGACAAUCACACAUACAUCUGGAAGAUCUCUGAUCCGCAACAUCCUCCCAUGAUGCUUCAAGGUCAUAGUGAGGAAGUGACAUGUGUUUCAUGGUGUCCAACAGACUUCACUAAGAUUGCUUCCUGUUCGGAUGACCACACUGUACGGAUCUGGAGGCUUCAGCGGGAAAUGGAUGGAGCGCAGUCUGCAGUGGGAGAAGCCAACCUUGUAGGCUGGGCACAUCCUAAAUCCCCCACAAGGCCUUCAGUCAGAGCUGAGACAACUCCUGCCAAGACCCAGAGGACAGAGAGUCUUGGAGGCCUGACCUCACCCCAGCUAGCUGUCUGUGCUCCCAGUAGAGCUGCCCUGCCUCUGCCCUCCAGCACCACUUCACCUAUCCAGUCUCAGGAUGCAAAGGCUGCUGCUGUCCGCCAGAGAACACCAACCUCUAUCAAACAGUGGUUAUCUCCGAGCCAUGGCUCUCCCAGUCAGGUCAGCACUCCUCUCCGCAGGGUGUUGAGCCCGUGCCCCCAGAGCCCGGCGAGCAGCACCUCUCCCACUGAGCGACGGGCCAAACGCAGGCUGGAGACUGGCGGCGGUGCAUCUGCAGGCUGUGAGGGUGCAGAACAAUGUGACUGUGUUACUGAACUUUACCCUGCGGCCAAGAGAAGCCGGGCACUGUCUGGUAUCUGCUGCCCUGCUCAGGAGAGCCGUGUACAAACAGACUGUCACACAGAGGACAAGCAAGCCUCAUCUAGACAGAGUGGCAAGGAGAAUUACUCUCCCAGACGAAUGGACUGGCUGUCUGUGAUGGGCCAAAAGAUGAAAAAAGGUCACGGAAGCCCGAGCACUCCCAGAAGUCCCAGUAACUCUAAGAAACAAGAAGGCAAGACACCAGCUUCACCGACAACCCACUCACCGCGAACCAUGAAGAAAAUCUCCACAUAUUUCUCGAGACAGCCUUCGGAGUGACCUACAUGAGCCAAUCAGAUGAUCCGUGCUUUGUCAAAUGCUAUGUUUUUAUUUUGGGUAUUUUUAAGCAGGACCCACAAGCAGUAAGCCUCUAAGAACACUGAUUUGAGUCCAGGUUAUGUGAGUACAUGAGCCUGGAUGUUGCACAGAGAGUGACAAAACAGUCAUUCUGCAUAUUUGAUGCUGCAUUUUUCACAUCCAAAGAGGCUGUUUUUUUUUGGUUUGUUUUUUUUUUUAAAUUGGGUCAUAGGUUUUUGCAUUUACCUCCUACACAAUUUUUCUGGUGCUGUGCUGAAUUGCUCUGCUUUAGAAAUCAGAUUGCAUUUUGCAGAGCAAAUCUUUCAUUUUACUCAAAUCUGACAACUUUAACCGAUGUAUUACCAUUAAAUACAAGAGCCCACGUUUAAUGAAGUUGUUGAGGAGGAUAAACAGGUAUUAAUCCUCAAGUGCAGAGAAAAAUAUGUCUACAGGUGUGGAUGUUUUUAAGUUCUGCUAAAAAAAAAAAAAAAGAAAUCACCAUUUAUUUGCUCAAAUGUUUGAUCUUUGAGACCUUUUAUGAACUUAACUAAGGUUUAAACCAUAAGCUGGGCACAGAUAGGCUCUGUAACAGUUUGUACGCACGCCAUUAUAUCUUAAUCUUUUUGGGUAUUUUCAUACAGGGGUUUUGACCUUUUUCUGCCAGUGUUACACAUGAAAUUCUGCUAAAUGUGUUUUUUCUUGUUUAUAUGUACAAAAUAACCAAUGAUUGUUGCUUGGCUCAUCUGUAUUUAAUUAACACAAACUUCCU
Seriola dumerili (greater amberjack) is the source of this 2823-nucleotide messenger RNA. RefSeq names its product denticleless E3 ubiquitin protein ligase homolog (gene dtl). The record is from RefSeq and is a predicted model, not a curated record. The transcript is spliced from 15 exons. Gene Ontology annotation, biological process: mitotic G2 DNA damage checkpoint signaling; proteasome-mediated ubiquitin-dependent protein catabolic process. Gene Ontology annotation, molecular function: protein binding; protein-macromolecule adaptor activity. Gene Ontology annotation, cellular component: nucleus. The coding region runs from base 63 to 2036 and encodes 657 amino acids. NCBI's taxonomy places the organism in Eukaryota, Metazoa, Chordata, Actinopteri, Carangiformes, Carangidae.